Messenger RNA from Chaetomium globosum CBS 148.51, 792 nucleotides. RefSeq lists its product as uncharacterized. Bases 1 to 792 code for a protein of 263 amino acids. NCBI's taxonomy places the organism in Eukaryota, Fungi, Ascomycota, Sordariomycetes, Sordariales, Chaetomiaceae. The transcript is spliced from 3 exons. Gene Ontology annotation, cellular component: mediator complex; core mediator complex. Gene Ontology annotation, biological process: regulation of transcription by RNA polymerase II. Gene Ontology annotation, molecular function: transcription coregulator activity. The record is from RefSeq and is a predicted model, not a curated record.
AUGGACAACCAUGAAGACGACCCGAACCGAGUAACGGCACUUUGGCCGGACCCGCCAUCAUUUUGGAGGGACUUUACACCGGAGAAUGUCGAACGUUACGAUAGUCUUAAGGAGGAUUACACACAUCAGCAAGGCCUCAGCGCCGACGCCGACGCCGACGCUGUUAUUAGGAUACCCAGCAUCCCGGAGGAGCUGAUCAACCUCCAACCCCCGCCAGAACCCACCGAGGGGACUUGGACGUUAUUCACCGAGACCCAGACCCUCACCGAAACCCUCCAAAGCCUCGAAGAGGCCGGCAUCCAACGACUCGGGCCAACCUCCGACAUCGACCGCGACAGCAAGCACCUCGACCGAGGGUUCCAACUAAAAAAGCUGGUUAAGUCCCUGCUGCUCAACUACCUCGAGCUAGUCGGCCUAAUGGGCUACAACCCCGACCACGCCGCCGAAAAAAUCGAAGACCUCAAAAUCCUCCUCCUCAACUUCCACCACACCCUCAACGAGUACCGCCCCCACCACGCGCGCGAGCAGCUGAUCCAGAUCAUGCACGCGCACGGCGACCAGAUGCGGGCCGAGACGGCGGGGAUCCGCAGCGUGGUGGACAAGGCGAAGCGCAUGAUCGAGGGCCUGGCAAGCAUCCAGGUGCCGCAGUUGGAUAACACAGAGUCAGAUACGGGUGGGAAGGGGGCUGUUGGCGUUGGUGUUGGUGUUGGUGGUGCCAAGGCCCAGAGAACAAGAUUGGAGCGCGGGAGGGAGGCGGUGGGGUGGGCGGGUGUGGAGGGCGAUUUCGCAUGA